AUGGCGGCUCUUCCAGAUUUCACUCUCUACUACAGCGCAGGAGCUUGCUCGAAUGCAGUUCGUCUGGCCCUUCACGAGCUCUCCAUCCCCUUCCAAUCUGUCAACACCCGCCGCAACGCCAAUCUGAAGAUCGAACCUGCCGACGGCUCGCUUACUGCGGAGGAGUACCGUGACCAGGUUCACCACAAGAACUACGUCCCUGGCUUUGUCAUCACCUUUGCCGAUGGACACAGGGAGUCCAUCACCGAGACGCCCGCUAUCCUCUCUUACAUUGCUUCUCUUCGUCCCGAAAGGGGCUUGGCGGGCAAGACAGAUCUUGAGAAAGCAAGGGUUCUCUCAUGGGCCGUCUACUUUGCCGGCGAGCUGCACGGAGUGGGAUGGGGGGCACUUUUGGCACCGAAGAGGUUUGUGGAUGUCAGCGACAAGAAGUUGGAGGAGGCUGUGAAGGAGGGUGGAAAGAAGAACAUCAAGGCUGCGUAUGAGCAUCUGGAGACAGAGCUGCAGAAGGGCGGCGGGGAGUGGAUUGUUGGAGAUUCGCUGACACUGGCGGAUGUGUAUUCGUAUAUCUUGUACAGGUGGGGAGUUAUGCAUGAGUUUGGGAUGGAGAAGUAUGAGAGGUACACUGAGAUUGUGAAGAAGCUCGAGGCGAGAGAGAGCACCAAGAAAACUCUGGAGGAGGAAGGGCUGCCGGCUCACUUUCAGUGA
Podospora pseudopauciseta is the source of this 705-nucleotide messenger RNA. RefSeq lists its product as uncharacterized. The record is from RefSeq and is a predicted model, not a curated record. Bases 1 to 705 code for a protein of 234 amino acids. Lineage: Eukaryota; Fungi; Ascomycota; Sordariomycetes; Sordariales; Podosporaceae. The transcript has a single exon.